AAAUAUUAAAUAUGCUUAUACCGGGCUCAACCAGUUUACGCUUUUUAUGCGUAAAUUGUGUUAAACAAUCCAGCUUUGCCCUGCAGACUUCUUUCUACUCCAAGGAUGUACGGAUACUGAACAAGAACGUCUGGAGCUCAUCAAAGUUUUCCUCCGCUACCAAAUUACAAAAUUCAAAUUUCCCGCCUAACUAUUUAUCCACCUCCAGCUUGCCGAUCUAUCUACCUAUCUUCUCCUUAUCGAACUAUCUACCUAUCUCUAAAAGAAGAAUGUCUACUGCUUCACCACCUGAGAACGGGAAAGAGAAGAUAUUAAGUGACGAGCCAGUGAAGAAGGACAACAUAAUUACAGUUCCUAAUAUUCUCUGUGUUUCAAGGAUUGUUACGGCUCCUGUCCUUUCCAGUCUUAUUGUUCAAGGAAACUUUGAAGCAGCCUGUGCACUGUUCAUGUUAGCCGGGUUUACCGAUCUUCUUGAUGGUUGGAUAGCUAGGAAUUUUAAGGGUCAAGCUUCAAGCUUGGGAAGCUUUUUGGAUCCUCUUGCUGAUAAGAUCCUUGUUUGUACCCUCUACCUCACCCUUACAUAUGUAAACAUUAUUCCUCCUUCUCUCACGGGGCUUAUAGUCUCUAGGGACCUCUUCCUAGUCUAUGCAGAGAAGAAAACCUGCAGUCACUGUAGUAUCUUCCAGUAUGGUUCUCCACUGAUUCAUCAAGACAACAAAAUAGGCUUGUUUGUGCACCAGAUUCUACAGUCUAUAAUAAUCAUUCAAACUGUAAGCGUAAUUUCAAAUGACUUUUCAUUUAGAGAGUGGCAUGACCAACUCACAACGAUGCCCUUAAAGCCUUUUUUUCACGGAUUUCGUAGAUAUUAUUCUUCUCUCUCCGCUAACUCAGCCGAGAACAAGACGUUGGCUAGCUUGGAUUGGUCCUGGUUCAGUUUCUCCGCACACGCUCUGAUGCUCUUGAAACUGCUUAGAUCCAUCUGUUCCACCAAUAUUUCUCCUCCUGCUCCUCUGAUAUCCUCAGCAGCAGCUUCGCCUCGUUCUAAACUCCUACACAGCAUUAUGACCUUGGCACCUCUUCUACUCAACUCCUUGGCGCACACCUUCCCUAUACCAGUAUUAGCUCCUGUUAUCACGACAACCUUGCCGUCUAACCGUUUCUUGGACAGACAUUUAGGCCCUUGCAUCCAAACUUUGAAGCAGAAAUAUUUUGAUGUUUCCCUUCCUACUGCUACAGUUCAACCUACAGCAAUCAGUAAAGUUAACACAGCUCUGCAGUUUCUACUAAUCUCUGUAUCUCUGGGUGCCCCUGUAUUUAACCUGGCAGGACACCCCUCUAUACAUUACCUCUGGGCUCUCACAGGAGCAACAACAUUUCUUUCAGCCGUCUCAUACGCUUUCAUGAAGAAUACUUACAAGUUCUCCCACAGACCGUAUGAUCACCAGUUUGGAAAGAAAUUAACAGCGUUCAUACUUUUUGUACUUUUUAAUAUUGGGUUCACACUCACCUUUCCUUCACAGGCUUUGAAGGCGGGGCCCACCAAGGAGUGUCCCAUCACUGGUCAGCUAUCUCAGGACUGCCCUGUCAUUGGUGCAACGGAUGAGAUUGAUAUUUACUCUGAGAAAUCCAACCAAUAUUACCUAAACAAGAUCAGACAGACCAGGGACUAAUCAAGGGAACAGUCUUUUUCUUCAGAUAGUUCAAACUCUUGCUUUUUGUUAAGAAUUGUACUUUAAUUAAGAAUUGUAAAUUGUAUUCAAUAUUUUUGAUAAUAAACCUUAAUGUUGAUAUAUUUAAACUUAAUAUUUUCAGA
This is a messenger RNA of Eurytemora carolleeae, 1813 nucleotides long. RefSeq lists its product as uncharacterized. Gene Ontology annotation, biological process: cardiolipin biosynthetic process. Gene Ontology annotation, molecular function: cardiolipin synthase activity. NCBI's taxonomy places the organism in Eukaryota, Metazoa, Arthropoda, Copepoda, Calanoida, Temoridae. Gene Ontology annotation, cellular component: mitochondrion; membrane. Bases 12 to 1670 code for a protein of 552 amino acids. The record is from RefSeq and is a predicted model, not a curated record. The transcript is spliced from 14 exons.